ACCCUGCGUCACCGGGAGGAGAGGGAGGCCAAGCAAAAAAAAGUUUGGAGACAAGAGUUGACAUUCAAAAUGCACACUUCACUCAAGAUCAGUCUGCUAUACCAAACUAAUACUUAAAUCCAGUAAAUAUUACCAGGAAGGAGAGAGAGUUUGUUCACGUCUUUUUCGUUGCCUCCAUAUGACAGGUUAAUUGGUUACUUUUGGAGUUCUUGGCAAUGUUUCCCAGCCCCAGCACGUCCACUCCCUUCUCUGUAAAGGAUAUAUUAAACCUGGAGCAGAGUCAUGACGUUAUGGUGUCUUCUCUGGACGUCUCUUCUCGUGUGGACUGCUGCACGGUGCCGACCUCCUCCUCCCCCUCUUCUUCCUCCUCCUCCUCCUCAUCUUGCAUGCUGGCCCGCCUGAAGCAGGAGCCUCUCCGGGACAUGUCGUCCGCCGCCUCGCUGUUUGGAGAAGACCCCCACGACUCCAGAGCCGGCAGGGGCAAUGCACUCAGCUUUGCUACUGCCUUUUAUGGGAAAUCACUCAUGGAGAUGGAUUUAGUUAGGGAUGGGAAAUCCGACGCGUUUGAGGGGAAACGUAGAAAAGAGGAGUUCAGUCCUCCAACCGAGCCUGUGGAGGACAUAAAAACCGAAGACCCGGACCGACCAAAGCCACGGAGACGCAGGAAGCCGCGCGUCCUCUUCUCCCAGGCGCAGGUGUACGAGCUGGAGCGUCGCUUCAAGCAGCAGAGGUACCUGUCCGCCCCGGAGAGAGACCACCUGGCCGGCGUGCUCAAACUCACCCCGACCCAGGUGAAGAUCUGGUUCCAGAACAGGAGGUACAAGUGCAAGCGGCAGAGGCAGGACCAGAGCCUGGAGAUGGUGUCCCUGCCGCCGCCCAGGAGGGUGUCGGUGCCGGUGCUAGUGCGGGAUGGGAAGCCUUGCCUGGCGGCAGACACAGCCACCUACAACCCCCCCUACAGCAUGGGGCACAUCAACCAUUUCUCUUAUAACAACUAUCCAGCUUUCAGUAACUACACCAGCCCCGGCUGCAACACAAACUAUGCCUGUAAUUAUCCUGCAGCCACAAUGCAAACUAUGCAAGGAUCCUCCAACAGCGGGAAUUACAUGAACUUUGGGGUAGGGGACCUGAAUAAUGUCCAGAGCACGUUUUCCUCCAGUAAUGGGGUGUCUUCGUUACAUGGCAUUAGGACAUGGUAAAGAAAAAAAAAUCAUAUACUCGUGUUACCUUUUCAGUUUAGCGGAGUUGUUUUCUGACUGCAUGAAUUUUUAAACGUGUCAAGACUUUGCGGAGUUUGUGUAACUUCUCUUAUAUUUAAUAACUGACUUUUAGUAGUUUGUCGUUUUUUGCUUUACGCACCAGUUUUUGUCUAAUAGUCUACAUUUUUUUAUUUAUUCUCGGGACGUUAGCGCACAGACGUGUAAUGA
Molecule: messenger RNA, 1427 nt
Organism: Larimichthys crocea (large yellow croaker)
Lineage: Eukaryota; Metazoa; Chordata; Actinopteri; Sciaenidae
Gene: nkx2.5
Product: NK2 homeobox 5
Exons: 2
Coding region: 216-1199 (327 amino acids)
Biological process (GO): regulation of transcription by RNA polymerase II; cell differentiation
Cellular component (GO): nucleus
Molecular function (GO): RNA polymerase II cis-regulatory region sequence-specific DNA binding; DNA-binding transcription factor activity, RNA polymerase II-specific
Source: RefSeq, a predicted model, not a curated record